This is a messenger RNA of Nerophis lumbriciformis (worm pipefish), 3414 nucleotides long. RefSeq names its product histone deacetylase 7-like. The record is from RefSeq and is a predicted model, not a curated record. Gene Ontology annotation, biological process: epigenetic regulation of gene expression; negative regulation of transcription by RNA polymerase II. NCBI's taxonomy places the organism in Eukaryota, Metazoa, Chordata, Actinopteri, Syngnathiformes, Syngnathidae. Gene Ontology annotation, molecular function: histone deacetylase activity. Gene Ontology annotation, cellular component: histone deacetylase complex.
CAGACGAUUCUGGAUGUGGAUAGAUCAGGCCGUUAUAGGCUGAAAGAUGCGUGUACUUUGGAGCUCCUCGCCAGCAUGGGAAUACUUCGCUGGCUACAUCCAGCGGCCUCUGAAGCAGCGGAGUUAAGUGCCAGCGGGGACCGUCAACGGAAGACACUGGAUGUGAUCAGCAGAGUCCUUGACCAGGUACAAGUCCAUGGACCUGGGCGUCUCCCAGAGUCAUCCAGGCCCAGACUGGGCAAUGCUAGCCCCACACCGCCCCUUGUCACUGGGACCCUUUGCCUCGCAGCACUGCUCCCAGUUCUCCCUGCAAGGCUUCCAGUACGCACAACACAUGCAAGGAGAGAUGGACGAAGAGCUGAAUCAGCUCAUAAGAAAGAGUAAAAAUAAACAGAGUGCCGUUUCCAGUCCCCUGGUCCGGCAGAAACUGCGGGAGCACAUAAUCAUGAAGAAGCAGCCCGCUCACCACAAACACAGCAGUCCUACGCCCGGACACACGCACCCGCUUGUAGAGACGCCUCAGUCAUCACCCGCCGACACCCAGCGGAAGGAACUGAGGAGAACAGUCUCUGAGCCAACGUUGAAGUGGAAGUUAAAGAAGCUCAUCAGCACCAGGCCAAAUCCCCUGCAGAGAAAGAUUAGCGCCCCUCCUGCUGUCAAGCACAAGACAGAAACUCAAGAAUCUUCUCCCAGCAGCACUCCAGCGUCGGACUGGAGCUCUCCCAACGACAGCCUGCAGUCAGACGAUGGAGUCCUGUCCCUGGCUCAUGAGGAACAGAGACUUCUGCUGAAGGAUGGUAGAUUGGCCCACUUCACCUUGCCCACCACCCCCACCACCAUGCCCAACAUCACUGCGGGACUACCUGCACAGGCUGACCCACGGCUAUCCAGGACUUUGGCGAUAUCCGCUCUGCCUCAAGUCUACUUACCUCUCCAUGGAAGUUUUCCAGCGCAGACUCAUGGCCUACAGCCCGUGCUCAUUGUGGAGCCUCAUACUGGACUGGUUCACUCCCAGUUCAUCUCCUAUCAAGGUUUGAGUCCACCUCUGCAGCAGCGACCUCACUUGGCCUCCCCGAAGAGAACCUUUCCCUCCCACAAGCCCUUGGGGCGAACCCGCUCAGAACCUCCUCCCUACAGCACCUCGCACCUUCCUUCGCACGUCGGCCAUCUUGUUCACGGCCAGAACCAGCCGUGCCACAAGAGUGGGCCGGAUCGCUUCAAGCCAAACUCCCACCUGAGCAAGAUCCCCUCAGAGGACAUGGACCUGGAGGAGAUCGGGUCCGAGUGUGGCUCCGAGGUGGGCUCUGUUUGUGAGGACAACUACCGCAGGAGGCGGAGCACCACCAGUGUGGACUCAGUGUACGACACCGAGUCCACCACCUCAUCCCGGGAGAGCUUGAUUGAGUCGUCGCAUCCUGUGGGCCAGAGGCAGGUGGCCCACAGACCAGGACUCCACAUGGACUCCCCUAAUGUUCCUGUCCUGAUGUGGUCUCACCUUCCCCUGGUCCGGACCCAGUCCUCCCCUGCCUCCACCUCCCUGCCUGCGCCCGUGUCUUUGUCCUUGCCCAGUCCUGCUGCAGAUGUCCAGCUGCGCUUCACCACUGGUCUGGUUUACGACGCUCAGAUGCAGAAGCACCAGUGCACCUGUGGGGACCACAGCUGCCAUCCAGAGCAUCCUGGCAGAGUCCACAGCAUUUGGUCCCGACUGCAUGAGAGGGGACUGCGCAGCCAGUGUGAGCACAUUGGCAGUAGGAAGGCCUCCCUGGAAGAGCUCCAGUCGGUCCAUUCAGAAAAACAUGUGCUUCGGUACGGCACCAACCCUCUUCACCGCCUCAAGCUGGACAACCCAAAAUUGGCUCGAAUCUUGGCUCAAAGGAUCUUUGUGAUGUUACCAUGUGGAGGAGUGGGGGUGGACAAUGAUACCAUCUGGAACGAGCUUCACACGGCGGCCGCUUCUCGUAUGGCUGCAGGCUGCGUCAUCCAGCUGGCGCUGAAGGUGGCACAAGGAGAGCUGAAGAACGGCUUCGCAGUGGUGAGGCCGCCUGGUCACCAUGCAACACACUCCUCUCCUCUGGGCUUCUGUUUCUUCAACUCUGUCGCCAUCGCUGCCAAGCAACUGCAGCAAAAACUCAGUGUGGGCAAGAUCCUCAUCGUGGACUGGGAUGUCCACCACGGGAAUGGCACCCAGGAAGCCUUCUAUAACGACCCGAGUGUCCUGUACAUCUCCAUACAUCGCUACGAUAACGGCAACUUCUUCCCCGGAGGUGGACAUCCAAAUGAGGUUGGUGCGGGGGCAGGCGAGGGUUUCAAUGUGAACGUUGGCUGGACCAAAAGUCUGAGUCCUUCCAUGGGCGAUGCUGAGUACUUGGCAGCAUUUAGAGCCGUGGUGAUGCCCAUCGCCCACGAGUUCUCCCCCGACGUGGUGCUGGUGUCAGCGGGCUUCGAUGCGGUGGAAGGUCACUCGCCGUCCCUGGGGGGCUACACGGUCACAGCAAAGUGUUUCGGCUUCCUGACCCGACAGCUGAUGUCCCUGGCCGGGGGUCGGCUGGUUCUGGCUCUGGAGGGCGGACACGACCUGAAGGCCAUCUGUGACGCCUCUGAAGCCUGCGUCAGCGCCUUGUUGGGACUGGAGGUGGAGCCUCUGGCCCAGUCCGUGUUGGACAAGAAGCCCAGUGACAACGCCGUGCAGUCCCUGCUGAGCGUCAUCCAGGUUCAAGGUGAGUACUGGCAGAGUGUGAAGGACUCUGCAUCCACGGUGCAGCUGUCCUACCUGCAGGCUCAGAGGUCGUGGCAGAGGUCGUGGCUGAGGCGAGACUCGGACAGCGAGGCGGUGGACGCCAUGGCAACCUUGUCCAUGGCCUCUGACCUACAGGCUCCAUGUCGCUCAGGAUCCACCUUCAGCGUCUCUUCCCGCUCCUGAUCGAGGACCUCCUUCCUGCUCCAAGUCAUUCCAGUUCUAAAUGUUCCUCAAACCACCUGCUGUAGUCUUGCAGGCCGGGUCAAAGGUCGUCCCCGAUGUUGUCACUGCCACCAAGCACAAUCUACCUUUUGCACUCAACACCUUUUUUCUCCUGGUGGACGUGCAGCAUCAGAUCAACUUGGAGCCAAGAUGGAGGAUUGGUGUCCAUGUUCCUUGGACUUGAAGACAAGCGUUCCUGCUGUACUUCUUCUUAAAGGGGAACUGCACUCUUUGAACUUUGUACCUGUCAUUCACAAUCAUCAAGUAAGACAAGAACACACCUUGAUGCUCUCCAAAUAUUCAAUACACACAUGCAGUCUGCUUACAAUUCUGCCUAUAAACCCUUAAAAAACAUUAAUAUCAAGGUUUUAUAUACAUGAUGUAAGUAUGUAUGUCAUGUAGUAACAUUCAUAAUAAUAUGUAAUAUAUACAUGAUGUAAGUAUAUAUGUCAUGU